CGGCUGCUUGGCCUGGAACUGGGACUGGAGCUGGGAUUGGGUCUGAGCUGCGGGGCGAGGAGCGGGAGCUGGAGGAGGAGAGGCAGGAACAGGAGGAUGUGACUCCCCGGAGCUAAGGGACCCGACUAGCUUUGUGUGGAAUCCAAGUUCCACCAGGUGAGAAGAGUGAUGACCAUCUUUUUCCUUACUAUGGUUAUAUCAUACUUCAGUUGCAUGAAGGCUGCCCCAAUGAAAGAAGCCAGUGUCAGAGGGAAAGGCAGUUUGGCCUACCCCGGUCUUCGGACCCACGGGACCCUGGAGGGCCUCGGCGGUCCCCAGCCCGGGUCGAGAGGACUGACGUCGUUGGCCAACACUUUCGAACACGUGAUCGAGGAGCUCCUGGACGAGGAGCAGAGCGUCCAGCCGAGCGAGGAGAACAAAGAUGCAGACUUGUACACGUCUCGGGUGAUGCUAAGCAGUCAAGUGCCUUUGGAGCCCCCGCUGCUCUUUCUGCUUGAGGAGUACAAAAAUUACUUGGAUGCGGCCAACAUGUCCAUGAGAGUCCGACGCCACUCUGACCCUGCCCGUCGCGGGGAGCUGAGCGUAUGUGACAGUAUCAGCGAGUGGGUCACGGCGGCGGACAAGAAGACGGCCGUGGACAUGUCGGGCGGAACGGUCACGGUCCUCGAAAAAGUUCCGGUCCCCAAAGGCCAACUGAAGCAAUACUUCUACGAGACUAAGUGCAACCCAAUGGGCUACACAAAAGAGGGUUGUCGGGGCAUAGACAAGAGGCACUGGAACUCCCAGUGCCGAACUACCCAGUCCUACGUACGGGCCCUCACGAUGGAUAACAAAAAAAGAGUUGGCUGGCGGUUCAUAAGAAUAGACACUUCCUGUGUAUGUACAUUGACCAUUAAGAGGGGAAGAUAGUGGAUUUAUGUUGUAUAGAUUAUAUUGAGACAAAAAUUAUCUAUUUGUAUAUAUACAUUACAGGGUAAAUUAUUCAGUAAGAAAAAAAAUAAUUUUAUGGACUGCAUGUAUAAAUGAAGUUUAUACAGUACAGUGGUUCUACAAUCUAUUUAUUGAACAUAUCCAUGACCUGAAGGGAAAUAGUCAUUUGCGCACAACUUAAAAAAAGAAACAACAAAAUAAGUCUGCAUUACAUUCCUCGAUAACAUUGUGGUUUGUUGCCGUUGCCAAGAAUUGAAAACGUAAAAAGUUGAAAAAAAAAUAAAUUGCAUGUUGCUUCAAUUGUGAAUUGAUGAAUAAACUGUCCUCUUUUCAGAAAAAAAAAUUUGAACCAAAACAUUCCGUUUACAUUUUAGACAGUAAGUAUCUUUAUUCCUGUUAGUAUUAUAUCUGUUUUACUGCUUUUAACUUCUGAUAGCAUUGGAAUUAAAACAAU
Molecule: messenger RNA, 1384 nt
Organism: Tachyglossus aculeatus (Australian echidna)
Lineage: Eukaryota; Metazoa; Chordata; Mammalia; Monotremata; Tachyglossidae
Gene: BDNF
Product: brain derived neurotrophic factor
Exons: 2
Coding region: 169-909 (246 amino acids)
Biological process (GO): positive regulation of collateral sprouting; nerve growth factor signaling pathway; negative regulation of neuron apoptotic process
Molecular function (GO): growth factor activity; nerve growth factor receptor binding
Source: RefSeq, a predicted model, not a curated record